AUGCCCCAAAGUUUCACCGCAGGUCUGGGCUGCCAAGGGAGGCGCUGCCAUUGCCACAAUCAGAAAACCAGCAGAGCCCGGCGGACCCCUCGUCCCCGUCGGGUCAGGACGGCCCCCUGUGACCGGGACGCGGCUGCUGGCCCCGCCGACCCCGCCUCCCGCGGUCCUGCAGCCUUGCGGGGGGGCGCUGCCUCUGCCACAGGGAACUGCAGAGCCGGGCGGACCCCGCGCCCCCGUCGGGUCAGGACGCCGCCUGUGACCGGGACGCUGCUGCUGGCCCCACGCCCCGCGCCUCCCGCGGUCCUGCAGCCGUGCGGGGGGCGCUGCCCUCCCGGUGGCUCCGAGUCAGCCUCCCGCGAGCACGUGGAUGCGGGAGCCCGGGCGGUCCACGUGCCGGCCGUCCCGCCUCUGCGGUGGGAGGAGACGCCGGUGUCGGCAGAGCCAGGCGGGAGUGUCCACCCGGUGAGGGUGCACCGCGGUUUGUUCACGGCGUUUGUAAACACCACUGCAGAGCGACAUCGUUGUCCCCAUGGAAUCACAAGGAUUUAUGAAAAUGCUGGCUUGUCUUGCCCCACAACUGAAUAUUUGGAAAAAUACCCUCCGUAUGGCAGUGCUCUUCCACCUCAGAGUCUUAAGCCCAAGCAGGAAUUUCGAGCAGGCAGCGGUAAAAUGGAAGCAAUGACAACAUUUAAAUUAGUCUCAGCAUCUGUGAGGGCAGGAGCCACGUCUGUUCUUACCUCCGAGCUCCCUUCCCAGGAGCCCAGUACCACCAGCGAGCACGUGGUGGACUCGGUGUCCACUCAGUUCACGAGAACAGGAAAUGCACUUGCCCCAGCCCGUCUCUUCCUGCCAGGCUGUCUCACGGGUCUCUGCCAGCCUAAGGAGCGCCUGCUCCUGGAGCAGCUUCCACUCCUGUCCAGACAUGAUUAUAGAGCUUGGGACAUUCAGAAAACUGAACUUUAUAAACGAGAACAAACUUACUCUCCCCCCGCUGUGAAAUUUGGAAAUUCAACCACAUUUCAGGACGACUAUGUUCCACAGGAGAUAAAGCCCAGGCAGAGCUUUAGACCCAGCUCUGUGGUCAAAUGCUCCACAUGCCCUUUUGAUGGUGACACUAGUCAUCGCCUUGACUGUGUGCCUUACCAGCUAGAAGUCAAGUCCGCAAGGCCGAGAGAAGUUUACAAGCCAACCAGCCAACCCUUUGAGGUUCUCACAACGCACCGACGUGACUUUCAGGGUCUGGCUGGUGAAACUGCGAAAAUCUGCAGACCUGCACACACCAGAGUGACCCAAAGAGCUCAUUUCGAAGGAAGCACUGAAUUCCGUGAAAGUUUCCAGCUGUGGGAACUCCCGCCCCCUGAGGUCAGGAAAGUGCAGGAGUACGUUCCUCCUGCAGGUGCGAUGCAGUCAGACAGCACGAGCCACCUCGACUACGUUCCCCAUCAGGCCACACGUGUCCUUCCCGUCAGGCCGCUGUCCCAUCGGAGGAGGAACAGUGAUCCCUUCCAAGGGAAGAGCACCACGAAGGAAGACUUUCCCACGUGGGAGAGUCGUCGCCAAGGCCCCGUCAAGCAGCAGCCGCAGAUUCCUGCCCCGUCUGGAAGGUUCGAGGGUUUGAGCACUUUCAGGUCUCACUACGUGCCUCACGAACUGGUUCCAACGGAGAGCUGUAGACCUUUACAUGUUCCUGUUAAGAGUUCUGCUCCGUUUGAUGACGUAACCAUGUACUCCACAGAGUACGUGCCAAAGAGACGGGAGAUCUGCCCUGCCAGCUGUCCUUCGCCUCCAGGCUAUGUCUUCGAGCACACGGACUCCCGAGGUCAUCAGUUCUUCCGCAAGGUCACUCCCGUGGUAAAGGCCUUCUGAUCACCAAAUCACACUGAAAGGAAGCUGACUCACAGCGGGUGGGUUUUCCAAAGGCAAGACCAACUUUUUAUAGUAGGAAAAAAAUUAUGAGAGCUAACAAAAAUCAGUUUUUAAA
Messenger RNA from Equus quagga, 1981 nucleotides. RefSeq names its product stabilizer of axonemal microtubules 2 (gene SAXO2). Gene Ontology annotation, molecular function: microtubule binding. The transcript is spliced from 5 exons. Gene Ontology annotation, biological process: microtubule anchoring. Bases 1 to 1866 code for a protein of 621 amino acids. NCBI's taxonomy places the organism in Eukaryota, Metazoa, Chordata, Mammalia, Perissodactyla, Equidae. Gene Ontology annotation, cellular component: sperm flagellum; cytoskeleton; ciliary basal body. The record is from RefSeq and is a predicted model, not a curated record.